Molecule: messenger RNA, 1800 nt
Organism: Vigna umbellata (rice bean)
Lineage: Eukaryota; Viridiplantae; Streptophyta; Magnoliopsida; Fabales; Fabaceae
Source: RefSeq, a predicted model, not a curated record
GUGUGCCACAAGUUUGAAUUCUCUCCAUAACUAUAGACAGCUUUCAUUUCUUUUCAUUUUUAAUUAGAAAAUAAAAAAGACAGCUUUUUUUGGUGUGGUUUGGGACAGCGUUGUGUUGUGUUUGGUGUGAAUAACAUAGCAUCGGGUAUCGUGUCGUAAAGUGUUGGGUUUCUUAGCGUACACCGUGUGCCGCAUCUUCAUCGCACAUAAUGCACCUGCUUCUCCAUUAUGCUUCAUCAUUUGAAUGAACCCUUUUUCUCCAUACCAUUCGCUUCCCUUUUGUUACCCUUAGUGAAUGAUUUCUCUUUGUUUCCACAACUUGUAGAAACAAAAACUGAAUUCUUUUGAAUAAAGUACAAAUUCUAAGAUAGACCAAGAAUAUUCAGACACUCCAAGUUUUCCCUCUUCGGAAGAAAAUGGGAAUGGGAACUAGCACCUUUGUUACUAGAUGGAUCAACUUUCUCACCAUGGAUGCAAGGCUCAAAGCAGUGUGUAAUCGGGGAAGAUGAAAACAGAAAAAGACGAGAAAACAUCUCCAGCUGUUUUUAUUUUCUGGUUUGCUAAAGAACUUGUUUUGGAAACAAUUUUCAAAACAUAAUAGAUUUUAUAUGAGAAUCUGAUUGAUUUGUGGUAUGGAAAUGUUGCUGAAAACAAUUUUCAAACCUAAAAAGUGAAAAGGGAAUCAAACAGGCUGCAAGUAUUUUAUUAUCAUUGCUUUUACGAUUUGUGAUUGUUUAUGCUGAUUUCUUGUUCACCUUGCGCAGCUUUUGGCCAUUGUUGUGAUAAUUUUUGGAGUGUGGAUGAGCACUCAUCAUGAUGGCUGCAGAAAGUCUCUCACUUUGCCUGUGAUAGGCCUCGGAGCAGUUAUUUUCUUGAUAUCUGUAGUUGGCUUUUUGGGUGCCCUGAAAGACAUUUCCAUACUCUUAUGGGUUUAUCUGAUUUCGCUGUUCAUUGUCUUGGUGGGAAUCCUGGUCUUCACAGUAUUGGUGUUCAUCGUCACCAACAAUGGAUCAGGUCAUAGCGUGACUGGCUUGAGGUAUAAGGAGUAUCAGCUUCAGGAUUUUAGUUCUUGGUUUCUCAAAGAGUUAAACAAUUCUCAUAAUUGGGAGAGAUUGAAGGUUUGUCUUGUCAAAUCUGAAGACUGCAAUAACCUAUCCAAAAAAUAUAAGACUCUUAAACAAUAUAAAUCAGCUAAAUUGACGCCAAUUGAAGCUGGUUGCUGCCGACCACCUUCUCAGUGUGGAUAUCCUGCUGCAAAUGCAUCCUACUAUGACUUGACUUUUCAUCCAGUUAGCCCCAACAAUGACUGCAAGCGAUACAAAAAUUCUCGAGCCAUCAAAUGCUAUGACUGUGACUCUUGCAAGGCUGGUGUAGCACAAUACAUGAAAACCGAGUGGCGAGUUGUUGCUAUAUUUAAUGUUGUUUUAUUUGUUGUCUUGUCAAUUGUAUACUUUGUGGGAUGCUGCGCGAGACGAAAUGCAGCCAGAAGGCAUUCUAAAGCUUGAAUGGAACCCGCAUGAAGCCAUCAUCAUAAUGCUUUUUCAAUUUUGAAGGAGAAAAUCAGUGAAACUUCCUAAAUUCGUGUUAUCUUUAGAGGACCCCUUGAUGGGAUUCGUGUUAGCUUGAAUGUGAACACCAUCACUUCAAUUGUUAAUAUCUUUGAUGUUAUUAUUUGAUUUGAUGUGAAUAGAAAAUCCAAAAUUAGCAAACAUUGUGGUGGUUACGAUGUCUUGUUCGUUUGCUUAUUAGAUAAUAAGAGAAGACAAAUAACCUUUUAUCAAUUCAACGUAUUUCACAGCA